AUGAAGUCGGCCCCGAUACAGCUGUUUACUUUGUGCAUCGCUGAGUGUGUGCGCGUGUGUGUAUGGACGGCAUGCUGAGUAAAGUGUGUAGCCCUCUCUGUUCCAGGUGGGGUCUGGAGGGAGGUUCCGCUGUCCGUCCUGCAGCCAGGAAGUUGUGUUGGACCGCCACGGUGUCUACGGGCUACAGCGCAACCUGCUGGUGGAGAAUAUUAUUGACGUCUACAAACAGGAGUCCACCAGGUGAGGUCAGAGGUCUAUAAUGUAUAGAGCUUUGGUAAGGGAGGGGAUGGGAUUAGACGAGUGGCCAGGGCAACCCUCCACUUGGUGGACUAUAUUAGUGACGUCUACAAAUAUGAGUCCAGCAGGUGCGGGAGUAGAAUGAGGGUAGCUCUCCUGGAGGUUUCAAAAUAUGGAUGUGAAAGGAGGAUCAACAAAUUACAUCUAGAGGGCGUUUUUAGUUUUUACUUUAGCUUCCUAAUCCUGACUGACAUUCCUCCUCAUCUCCUUCCCACAAUCCUCCUAGUUCUAGAUCCACGUCGUCCAAGCCCGCGGGCCAGCCCACCUGUGAGGAGCACGACGGUGAGAAGGUCAACAUUUACUGCGUCACCUGCCAGGUGCCCACCUGUUCCCUCUGCAAGGUGUUCGGUGCCCACAACACCUGCCAGGUGGCACCACUAACACAGGUCUACCAGCAGCAGAAGGUGAGUGAGUGAGGCCAGGCAGGGGGUCGCACGUUGAUGACAUCACAGGCGGCAACUUUCACCUGGGUAGUAUUCAUUAGGGCACACCGUAGCAAAACGUCUCACAACGGAAAAAAACGAAACCAAGUGUUUCUUAUUGGACAAGUUCUGUGGGAUGAUAGCUGGGUGUAGAGAUGGGCCUUUGGAAGCGUUGGUUAACUUGUGCUGUAACAUAUUUGGGGUCUCAUCCUGGAUCAUAUGAGACUAGGAAAGAAAGUAGUCUGGCUCAACAGGCAGUUAGUUACAUGUUCUACUUCUGUGAAACCUUUCCACUUUAGAUGUAUGAUGAUAUCAUGAGAUAUGUAGAAUAGAAAAUACAAUUAUUCCGACUCACCAGUUACACAUGGUUUACAGUAGCUAAGGUGAUUCCUCUGUAAAACCUCUCCUUUCCCUCAACAGGCUGAGCUGAGUGAGGGGGUUAGCUCCUUGGUGACGUCGAACGGCCAGGUCCAAGCCUUCAUCAAUGAGUUGGAGGUGACCUGCAAGAAUGUUGAGGUUAGCGCUGUUUGUGUUGCAUCUAUUCUGGUGUAUUGUCAGGGACGACUUUUACACCCAUGAAGUGUUGAGCGCUGCUUUGCGUUGUUCAGUUAUGAGAUCAAGAAUCCAAAUCAACAGCUGAAGUUUUGUUUCUACUCAGUCUAUAAAUAAAUAAUACAAUCUAUGAGUUAUACUUUUCCAGUUGUUCAGUCAUAAAGAAUGUUAGUGCCUUUUGUGUUCUAGUCUGGUGUGUUGUCAUGCACAACCAUACAAUGUUCAGUGCUGCUUCGUUUUGAUCAGUAAUACUCCGCUAACAAAAGUUGUCCUUACGACUUCCGGAAACGUCCUAAAAUGGUCCCCUAAAGUCGUCAGGACGUCUGAAAAGUUUGACCCGCAUGUCCGUUAUUUUCUACAGGAGAACUGUAAGACCCAGAAGCAGACAGUGUGUGAGAGGUUCGACCGCAUGCUCGCCAUCCUGGAGGAGCGACGGAGGAUCAUGACCCAGCGAGUCACGGACGAGCAGGAGGAGAGGACAGGUCACGCCCGUUCUCUGGUGCGAUCCUAUGGAGAGAGUGUAGAGACCAACACCAAACUGGUGGAGACCGCCAUGGCCACCAUGCAGGAUCCGGAGAUGGCUGCCUUCGUGAAGGUACGAUACCAUACAAUACAAUACAAUACAAUACAAUACAAUACAAUACAAUACAAUACAAUACAGUACAGAACAGUACAGUACGAUACGACACAGAAAAAUACAAUACAGUACGAUAGUUUCAAGUUUUAUUAGUAGUAUGUACAGGAUACACAUGGUAUACUGUACACCGUCCAACCAAAUGCUUCCUUGCAGGUUCCUUCUGGACAAUUCAACAACAAUAAGAAAUAAUGAAAGAUAAGAAUAGGAACAUAAAGUGAAUGUCUCAGUAGAACAGAAUAAACAUGUUAGCAUCAGUAGAAUACAGGAAGGAACCAUUUAUAGUCUAAUAUUUACACCUGUAUCAGGAAAGGGGGAGAUUGGGGGGCAGGUGUUUAAAUUUAGCAGUAUUAGCAACAGUAAAUACAGUCUGGUAGCAGCAGUUGUGAUGUGUGGGUAGCAUUUGUGUGUGUGUGUUCGUGUGUCCGUGUGUGUGUGUGUUCGUGUGUCCGUGUGUGUGUGUGUUCGUGUGUCUGUGUGUGUGUGUUCGUGUGUCUGUGUGUGUGUGUUCGUGUGUCCGUGUGUGUGUGUGUGUGUGUUCGUGUGUCCGUGUGUUCGUGUGUCUGUGUGUGUGUUCGUGUGUCCGUGUGUGUGUGUGUGUGUUCGUGUGUCCGUGUGUGUUCGUGUGUGUGUGUGUUCGUGUGUGUGCGUGUGUGUGUUCGUGUGUCCGUGUGUGUGCGUGAAUGCAUGUGUGCUAAGGUGUUGUGAAUCAGAGCAGGUGGUCAGUCCAGUUCAAGUGUUCAGCAGUCUGAUGGCUUGUAGAUAGAAACUGUCUCUGAGCCUGUUGGUAUCAGACCUCAUGCUCCGAUACCGUCUGCCCGACGGUAAGGGGUCCUUGAUGAUGCUGCUGCUGCUGGCCUUCCUCAGGCACCGUUCCGAGUAGAUGUCCUGGAUGGGUGGGAGCACGGUCCCAGUGAUGUACUGGGCCAACUGGUACCAGGCCGUCAUGCAACUGGUCAGGAUGCUCUCGAUGGUGCAGCGGUAGUAUUUGGAGAGGACGUGGGGUGGCAUGCCGGAUUUCUUCAACUGCCAUAGGACGUAGAGCCCUCUUGACAAGAGUGGUGGUGUUGUUGGUCCAGUGUGCCAGGCAUGUGGGCCAUGACCAGCCUCUCGAAGCACUUCAUGAUGACCGGGGGUGAGUGCGAUUGGGGCGAUAGUCAUUUGGGCAUGUCACCUUGUUUUUCUUGGGCACUGGGACGAUGGUAGUCUCCUUGAAGCGGGUGGGGACUACAGCCUGGGACAGGGACAGGGUUGAAAGAUGUCAGAGAAGACGCCCGCCGGUUGGUCAGCACACACCCUGAGGACGCGGCCAGGGAUGCCAUCUGUGCCGGCAGCUUUGUGAGUCUUCACUCUUUUGAGAGUUUUCCUCAUGUCAGCCUCGGAGAGCGAAAGCACCUGGUCGUCCGGAGCAGCAAAAGUUUUCCUGGAUGGCUCGAUAGAAGCGAGCGUAGAAUGUGUUUUGCUCAUCUGGGAGGGAGGCUUCAGUGGGAAACCACAUCGCUGGAGUUGCCUUUGUAUUCUGUGAUGGUCUGUAGUCCUUGCCACAUCCGUCGCGAGUCUGAGUUGUUGAACAUCAAUUCAAGUUUGAGUCUGUAUUGUCUUUUUGAGUUCCUAAUUGAUUUGCGGACCUCGUACCUGCUUGUCUUGUAUGCGCCGUGCGUCACCGAGCCGUCGGGGUUCGUUCUGCUGACAUUGAAUGCUGCAGUACGGGCUCUCAGCAUGGUACGGAUAUCUCCGUUCAUCCAGGGUUUUUGGUUGGGGCAUGUCCGGUUUGUUAUUGUGGGUACAACAUCAUCAACACAUUUCCUAAUGAAGCCUGUGACUAACGAUGUAUAUUCCUCAAUGUUGAUGGAUGCAAUACAAUAUAAUACAAUAUUGAUACACUUUGAUAGGAAAACAUUUACAUUUUAGUCAUUUAGCAGACGCUCUUAUCCAGAGCGACUUACAGUUAGUGAAUGCAUCUAUGUUUUUUAGUUUGUUUUAGUUUUUUUUUUUUUUUUUUCAUACUGGCCCCCCGUGGGAAACGAACCCACAUCCCUGCCGGCCAAACCCUCCCCUACCUUGGACGACGCUGGACCAAUUGUGCGCCGCCCAUGGGUAUCCCGGUCGCGGCCGGCUACGACAGAGCCUGGACUCGAACCAGGAUCUCUAGUGGCACAGCUAGCACUGCGAUGCAGUGCCUUAGACCACUCGGGAGUUCAUACUGGAAUAUGUUGUCAUGUCUUUUAUGUGAAUUGCUUUUAAUCUUAUUACCUUUUUCCCUUUUUGUCAGACUGCAAAAGACCUGAUUGUAAAGUGAGUGCCCUCUUAUUGUUAAUCUGGAACUAAUAAUAAGGAACUAACUAAUAAGAAGGAACUAAUAAGAAGGAACUAACUAAUAAGAAGGAACUAACUAAUAAGAAGGAACUAAUAAGAAGGAACUAAUAAGAAGGAACUAAUAUAAGAAGGAACUAAUAAACUAAUAAGAAGGAACUAAUAAGAAGGAACUAAUAAGAAGGAACUAAUAAGAAGUAAGAUUUGUUAGAAGUUUGGUAAGUUUUAAGCCGUUCUGCUGGUUGAUACUUUACAGACUUUCUAUUUUGUUUCUGUCUCAUUCAAACUCUUGUCUGUCCCACAUUCUGUCUGUCCUUCUCUCUGCUACCUCAUCUAUAUCCCCCUCUCCUUGCCAGGGUGAAUGAGGCAUCCAGUACCUGCAUCGUGGAGACCCUGGAGCCUGGUUAUGAGAACAUGGACCACUACAGGGUCAACUUCAACGCAGAGAAGAGGGCUCUGUACAAGCUGGACUUCAUCAAAGGUACCAUGGCUUCGUCUGAAGUAGCAUUCUUUUCCCUAUAUAGAGCACCACUAUUUUUAGCCAGAGCACCAUUGGCCAUCAGAUAGUGUGUUAUACUGAUGUCCUGUGUGAAUGUUCCACGGCAGCAGUAGAGACACAGCUAACCUGUUUUAUUGUCUCUGUUCAUUGUAGUGGAGGAGGAGGGAGAACCAGAGCCAGAAACAGAAUGUGAACCAGUUCUGGAUCUAGAACCGGAGCCCGUUCUGGAACAAGCAACAGUUCUAGAACCAGUGGCACUGCCAGUACUGGUGCAAGAACUAGAGCCAGAAUCAGUGCCACAGCCAGUGCUGGUGCCAGUGCUGAUGGAAGACCUACAGACAGAACCGGAGCCAGUGCCAGUGCAAAAGCGACAGCUAGUUCCAGAACAUGUGGCAGUUCUAGAACCAGUAGCAUUUCCAGAACAUGUGGCAGUUCUAGAACCAGUAGCAUUUCCAGAACACGUGGCAGUUCUAGAGCCAGUGGAAGUUCUAGAACCAGAGUCAGCAUCCAGUCAGGUCCUGGAUGCAGAGCCUGUGUUGGAGCUGAAGACAGUGGGAGAAAGUUGGGGACUGAAGGACCCAGCAGAGCUGACCGAGCAGUUCAGGGGUCAGGCAGAGGGGUGUGAUGAAGACCUGCAGAAAGAGGAGUUCUGUGACCAAGAGGGCUUAAAUACACAGCAGGUAUAG
Messenger RNA from Coregonus sp. 'balchen', 5403 nucleotides. The record is from the annotation of a GenBank genome assembly. NCBI's taxonomy places the organism in Eukaryota, Metazoa, Chordata, Actinopteri, Salmoniformes, Salmonidae.